AUGGUCUAGUAAUACUUACAAUAACAUGGAGAAAAUCAUGAAGAAGCCUUGAAAAGCGAACUAGCAUAGAAAUUUGAAGAUUACUUGAAAAUGAACAGUACAGAUAAAUUGAACCUAGGCAAGAUCUAAAAUGUUUUUGAAUACAUGGUUAGAGAAAAGCAUUCAUAGGAAGACAUUUAGAAAAGCUUUAUAAUGCUGCUGGCUAAAGAAUAGUACUUUGAAGCUAACUUCUUCUUAAAGGGGAUCGUUUAGUCAGUCAUCGAUUAAUCAUCGAUUCCUGAGCAAGUCUAGUUCUUUAACUUUAUGGAAAAAACAAAUCUGAUUUGGUAAUUUAGUCACAUUUAUUUCGAUAAUAUCCUGAAGCAAACUGAGAGCAAAUACUAAGAUUAUUUCAAACUUGAUAGAGAUGAUGCUUUUAAGAAUUAUACCACCAAUUAAAAAAUAAUAGAUUAUAGAUCUCCAAACAUUAAGACCAAAUUAAUUUGGAUCAGAGAUAGACAGAAGAAAAUGCUUGAUAAGAUGCUAAUGAGAAAUAUAACAGACUUCUCAAAUGAGUAAUUAAUUGAUUUAUUGUAGGGUUAUUCAAAGCAACAAUAAGGAUCACCAAUCAAAACAAAACUUAUUUUAGAAAAAUUAAGCCAUGACUAUCAAAUCACUGAUAUCGAUAAAGCUCUAUAACUUGCAAGCACGCUCUUACUACUUCCAAAUCACUCUAAAAAGCUUGGCGAAAAUGUCUAUACAUAACUUAAGAUGGAUUUAUUUGACUACAUCAACAAGAACUUCAAAGAUAUUAUCCAUGUCGAUCAGUUUGUUACUCUAAAUAAUAUAAUUCUAAAUCCAGAAUACUACAAAUAAUUUGAUAAAAAGGACAGAAUUCUACCUUAAGAAGUAACCACAAUCCUCGUCAAUGAAUUUGAAUCAAAGUUACACGAUGUAAAUAAAAUAGAUUACCUAAAUAUGAUAAUAAAUGUAGUCAAAUACAAUCACUAAGACCUUUCUGCUUAAUGGAGAAAUGAUAUGAAGGCUAUGAUAAUUGGAGUAAAUAAUAGUUCUCUUUUACUUAGUCAUACUUAUCAUCACGAGUAUGACAAUAAAACUUUAGAGAAAGCAAUUAUUUAAAGUAUAAAACUCAGAUUUGAUGAGGAAUUCACUUAAGUAUUAGAAAAUAGUACAUCAAAUAUGAAUUAUCUUAUAUUGCUAUCUGGAUUAAAAGGAUUAGUGGAGUCUAAGAAAGAUUAUAAUCAUCUUGAUCCUAAUUUGAUUCUCUCAAUUUUAGAUAUAAACCUAAGAUAACCUAAAAGUGAAGAUAACUUGAUUUUAGUCAGUAGAGAAUUUGGUAAAGACAUUGUGAAGCACAUGGACUCGAAUAUGUUUAAUUAUUAGUAGUUAGAUAUAAUUUAAAAGGCAGCUAAAAGAUAUAGUAUAUUAUUUCCUGAGCCUUUGGAGUUGUAUAAUAAAUGCAUCAGAAUUAGUUUAGAAAAGUUGCUAAAGAAAGUUUGA
Molecule: messenger RNA, 1500 nt
Organism: Stylonychia lemnae
Lineage: Eukaryota; Ciliophora; Spirotrichea; Sporadotrichida; Oxytrichidae
Source: the annotation of a GenBank genome assembly